GAAAUAAUAUCAUUUUAAACAUAUUUUCUAUUUUUUGACGUAAUAUGGUACGAGGUGGACGAGGUGGAAUGAUUAGAGGAGUUCGAGGUGGUAUGGGACGUGGAAUGGGAUUUCCAAGGAAACAAUUCCUUCCACGUCACCCUUUUGACUACACGUUGUGUGAAGCUGCAUUUCCACGUGUUAAAACUGCCCCAGAUGAGUCAGAUUUUCAAAUGGCACUUUUAAAAAAGAACUCAGAUAUGUGUCCUACACCAAAAGAACAAACUUCUAUUUUAAAUCUUGUAACUAAGCUACAAAGUGUACUUGAUAACUUAAUUGUUGCUCCUGGUAGUUUUGAAGCUUGUCAAUUGGAGGAAGUAAGGCAAGUAGGAAGCUUUAAGAAAGGAACAAUGAUCAAAGGUCACAAUGUAGCUGACAUUGUUGUAAUUCUUAAGACAUUACCUACAAAAACAGCAGUGGAAGCACUUGGAACAAAAGUUAACAAUGAUUUAAAAAGUGUUAAUCCUAAGGAAAUUUUCAGACUCACUCACACAGAACGUGGUUUUGAUAUUGCUAAUAAUGAAGCUACAGUGCGUGUACUAAUAACCACUUUACAUCAGAAUUUAAGAAAAUUAGAGUCUGAUCAACAUUUAGAUGUAAAAAUAUGCCAAGGCCAUCUUGCUGCAAUUAGACAUUCCAGAUGGUUUGAAGAAAAUGCUCAUCAUUCCAGUAUAAAAGUUUUAAUAAGAUUGCUUAGAGAUUUGAGAAGUAGAUUUGAAGGUUUAGAACCAUUAUCACCUUGGAUGCUGGAUUUGUUAGCACAUAAUGCCAUAAUGAAUAAUCCCAGUAGACAAGCACUUCCAAUAAAUCAAGCAUAUAAAAGAGUUCUCCAAUUACUUGCUUCUGGACUUUUCUUACCAGGAUCUGCUGGUAUUUCUGAUCCAUGUGAGGGUGGAAAUAUCCGUGUACAUACAGCUAUGACAUUAGAACAACAAGAUUUGGUAUGUCUCACAGCUCAAACACUGUUGCGUGUCUUGGCCCAUGGAGGCUAUAGACCACUACUGGAGGGUACCAAUAAACUUGCAGUAGAAAUGAGUGUAUGGGCAGGUGGGGUGGUUGCUAGUCCCUUAGACAAAGCAUAUGAACCUCCCACAGAACAAGAACAACAAGAGGAUAUGGAAGAGAGCAAUGAAGAGAUGAUAACAGAGAGUGCUUAAUUUUUUAUUUAAUAUAAUUAUAUCAAUUUAUUUUCAAUGUUCUUGCUAUG
Messenger RNA from Habropoda laboriosa, 1246 nucleotides. RefSeq names its product interleukin enhancer-binding factor 2. The coding region runs from base 45 to 1196 and encodes 383 amino acids. The record is from RefSeq and is a predicted model, not a curated record. Lineage: Eukaryota; Metazoa; Arthropoda; Insecta; Hymenoptera; Apidae. The transcript has 4 exons.